CAACCGUCGCAUCUCAACUUGAUACGCCAAUUGACCACUAAACAAUUUACGAGGAACCCAGUCAACGUCGAACAAAAUGAGCGAAAAAGAAACAAUCGUAGUAAUCGGCGCCGGUGUAAUCGGCCUCACAACCGCCCUCCGCAUCCAACAAUCCCUCAACCGUCGCCAAUCCAUCCUCCUAAUCGCCCGCGAAUUUCCCAACACCACUGCGCUAAACUACGCCUCUCCCUGGGCCGGCGCCCACUACCGCCCCGUCCCCGGCCUCUCCCCGCAAGCCCUGCGCGAAGAAAACCAAGCCAAAGAAACUUACGCCUACCUUAAACACCUCUCCAAAACCGACCCCACUUCCGGCAUCGCAGGCAUAGAAGCAAUCGAACACCUCGAGAACCCACCAGCCGAAUACCUAGACGCAGAAGCCAUCCAAGCGUGCUACGGACACCUAGACGGAUACAGGCUACUAGGGAAUGACGAGCGUCCCGAGGGGGUGAAGUGGGGCGUGAGGUACGAUUCGUUCGUGAUCAAUUCGCCGGUGUAUUGUUCGUAUCUGUUGCGGAAGUUUGUGUUGGCUGGGGGUGUUACGAAAGAGCGUACGAUUCUUGAUGCGAGGGAGGCGUUUUAUUUAGGGCCGAAUGUAAAGACAGUGGUCAAUUGUUCGGGGAUGGGAUUUGGGGAUGAGAGGACGUUUAUUAUUCGGGGGCAAACUUGUCUGGUGCGGAAUGCUUGUGAGCAGACUAUUACUCGGCAGAAUGCAGAUGGGACUUGGUCAUUCUGUAUCCCGCGGCCGUUGUCUGGGGGAACGAUUAUUGGGGGGACGAAGCAGCCCGAGAAUUAUGAUCCCAAUCCGUCGUUGGAGACGAGGGAGAUGUUACUCGCUAAUGCGGCGAAGUGGUUUCCAUUCAGCCCGGAGAGUGAGAGAAGGUUUGAUGUUAUCCGGGAUAUUGUCGGUAGGAGACCAGCUAGAGAGGGCGGGAUAAGGAUUGAGGCGGAGAAAGUCGAGGAUGGAAAGGUGGUAGUUCAUGCUUAUGGAGCUGGGGGGAGAGGGUAUGAAUUAUCCUGGGGAGUGGCAGGAGAUGUGGUGAAGUUGAUGGUGAGCAAUGGGUUGCUUGGGGAGAGGGCUUCGUUGUAAGUAUAUCCGUAGCACAUUGAGCGACAUGUAGAUAUGCAUAGACUGUAUGAACAUCGGUAUAGACACG
Molecule: messenger RNA, 1193 nt
Organism: Aspergillus alliaceus
Lineage: Eukaryota; Fungi; Ascomycota; Eurotiomycetes; Eurotiales; Aspergillaceae
Product: FAD-dependent oxidoreductase
Exons: 3
Coding region: 77-1126 (349 amino acids)
Molecular function (GO): FAD binding; D-amino-acid oxidase activity
Source: RefSeq, a predicted model, not a curated record